GCUGACCGCGCAUUGGAACAGAUUGUCCAGGGAGGUUGUGGAGUCACUCUCACCGGAGAUACUCAAGAACCGUCUGGACACAAUCCUGUGCCACGUGCUCUGGGACGACCCUGCUUGAGCAGGGGGGUCGGACCAGAUGACCCACUGCGGUCCUUUCCGACGUGCCCCGCUCUGCGACUCCGUGCGGAGCCGCGCACGGCGGGCCCGUCUCGGGGCGUACGGCGGCUCCGGGGGCGGCGGACGACAGCGGAAGCGCUGCAAGCGCGGCCCCCUCCGUCCCCUCCCCCUCCCUCCCUCCCGCCGCCGCGACUUCCGGCGGCCGCUCUAGCCGCGCCGCGUCUAUGCCCGCGGCGCUGGGGGAUGUUUAUUGUCGCGGGGAGUCGGCCCAACACCCGGAACGCCGCCGGGCGACCGGCACCCACUGACCGCCACCGCGCUGCGCCCUGCCCUGCCCUGCCCCGCCCCGACCGCCGCCCGGCCGCCCGCCCGCCCGCACGGAUGUGAUCUUCGUGGUGAGCUGGUGGGAAAAUUGAGUUGUAAAUCACCCCAAUGGAUGCAGACAGUGAUGUUGCACUGGACAUUUUAAUCACAAAUGUAGUGUGUGUUUUUAGAACAAGAUGUCAUUUAAACUUGAGGAAGAUUGCAUUAGAGGGAGCAAAUGUGAUAUACAAGCGUGAUGUUGGGAAGGUUUUAAUGAAGCUUAGGAAACCUAGGAUUACGGCCACAAUUUGGUCCUCAGGAAAAGUUAUUUGCACAGGAGCCACAAGUGAAGAAGAAGCUAAAUUUGGUGCCAGACGACUAGCUCGUAGUCUACAGAAACUAGGUUUUCAGGUAAUUUUCACAGAUUUUAAAGUUGUGAAUGUUUUAGCAGUGUGCAACAUGCCCUUUGAGAUCAGAUUGCCGGAAUUUACAACGAAUAACAGACCUCAUGCGAGUUAUGAACCAGAACUUCAUCCUGCCGUGUGUUACAGAAUAAAAUCUCUCAGAGCUACCUUACAGAUUUUUUCCACAGGCAGUAUCACAGUUACAGGGCCAAAUGUAAAGGCUGUUGCCAGUGCUGUGGAACAGAUUUAUCCAUUCGUGUUUGAAAGCAGGAAAUAAAUUUUGUAAUUCACCACUUGAUGGUUAGGUUCCCUAACCGAGCACCUUCAAAGACUGCUGCACAUUGGACUAAAAGCAAAAAGGAAAACUGGACCAACCACAGCAGAGGAAUACAGACUCUUUUACUUGCUCAUGGCCACAGUAUAGACUCCAGUGCUUUUGGAUUUUACUCUUAACAGUGCUGUAUUGUAAAAACGGAAGUUUACAAGAUAUGAAAUUGCUGCUUUUAAAAAGACAUUCUAUUUAUUUUUGCAGUAAUUUCUGUGUAUUCAUAAGCAAAGCUGUCACGAUGUGCACUACCUUUAAGACUUUUUUUUUAGCUUGAGCUUGUGUUUUAUUUGUGAAUAGUCUUUUACAUUUUUGUAUGCUGAAUAUUGGGCACCAAAGAAGCUGUAAAAGUUAUCUUUUUCACCUGAUGAAUGUGCACAAAUAAAAGUUUGGAAAAUA
This is a messenger RNA of Vidua macroura (Pin-tailed whydah), 1548 nucleotides long. It is a transcript of the gene TBPL1, whose product is annotated as TATA-box binding protein like 1. The record is from RefSeq and is a predicted model, not a curated record. Gene Ontology annotation, molecular function: DNA binding; general transcription initiation factor activity. Bases 550 to 1101 code for a protein of 183 amino acids. Gene Ontology annotation, biological process: DNA-templated transcription initiation. Lineage: Eukaryota; Metazoa; Chordata; Aves; Passeriformes; Viduidae. The transcript is spliced from 7 exons.